UCCACCUCCCUCUUUCCUCCUCUCUCUCUCUCUCUCUCUCUUGGCGCGCACACACAGUUGGGAAUGAAGAAGCUGAAGGAGAUGAGAUCUGAGACGUUGACUCUAAUACUGGUUAAUCUGGCCGGUAUUAUGGAACGCGCCGACGAGUCACUGUUACCAGGAGUGUACAGAGAAGUUGGUGCCGCCCUACAUACCGACCCAACAGGUCUGGGCUCACUCACUCUCUUCAGAUCCAUAGUACAAUCCUCUUGCUAUCCACUCGCCGCUUACCUUGCCUCCCGUCACAACCGCACGCAUGUCAUUGCUCUCGGCGCCUUCCUUUGGUCAACCGCCACCUUCCUCGUCGCUUUCUCCUCCACUUUUGUUCAGCUAUAUGCACCUUUAAUUUUAAAUAAAUUUGGCUUGAUACUUUAUGGGUCUGUUGUCGAGUUUGAGGAUUUUCAUGUUAGGUAUGUUGAUCAAUGA
Molecule: messenger RNA, 465 nt
Organism: Ilex paraguariensis (yerba mate)
Lineage: Eukaryota; Viridiplantae; Streptophyta; Magnoliopsida; Aquifoliales; Aquifoliaceae
Source: the annotation of a GenBank genome assembly